AUGACAUCACAAACGGUUGUACCUCGAUUCGUAAAAGCAGUCGUUGGGUACGGGCGAAAGAUCGCGUUCACUCGACCUGACCUUGGGACCGUAUCAAGUAUUGAGUUCAAAUUUUGCCCGUGGGAUAAAAAGUCGUUGUCGGCCAAGCAAGCGUGGAUGAAAAUAUGCGGGGAAAGAGUUCGACGAAGCAACAGAUUCUGUUUGAUCAAAUCCAAUGUUUUGCAUGAUGGCUCCGAACCAAUGGUGGGAAUCACAUUCAAUGACGAUGAAAAACUUGUUAUUCAUUCAGAAAACCUUAACUGUAAUGAAAUUAUGUACCAUAUUAAUGCAUUUUGUAUUAACAAGGAAUCAACAAAGUCUGACCUUCCUAAGGCUUUGUUUUGA
Ciona intestinalis (vase tunicate) is the source of this 384-nucleotide messenger RNA. The record is from RefSeq and is a predicted model, not a curated record. Lineage: Eukaryota; Metazoa; Chordata; Ascidiacea; Phlebobranchia; Cionidae.